Messenger RNA from Erythranthe guttata (spotted monkey flower), 309 nucleotides. NCBI's taxonomy places the organism in Eukaryota, Viridiplantae, Streptophyta, Magnoliopsida, Lamiales, Phrymaceae. The record is from RefSeq and is a predicted model, not a curated record.
AUGGGUACAUUAAUAGUUUGUUCAAUCAAUGGUUUGAAGAAGAAGCAGCACAUAGUUGGAGAUUCAAUAUGGUCUAUUCCUCCAACCAACCAUUUCUACACCAACUGGUCCUCCUCUUACUCUUUUCACACCGGCGAUUCCCUCUAUUUCGACUUCGACUCGGGGCUUUACAACGUGAUUCAAGUUCCGAGAGGAGAGUUCGACAGUUGCAUCGGAGAUCAGCCGUUGGAUGCUUUCAUGGACGGCCCGGCCACCGUCCGUUUGCCUCGAAAAGGGGUUUACUAUUUCGUAUGCAACGUCUCGAAUUAG